UGAAUGCAUUUCAACCACAUGUCGCCCAUCGUAUACGGGAAGACGCCAUAUUGAUAUUUAUCCAUGGACGGUAGGGAGGAAGAUUAAACGCUUCGCUAGGAUAACGACAAAGGGAGGUUGUCGAGAAAUAUGUCAACAUUUACGGGACAGAGGUCCAUGUCUUGGGACGCCGUGGACAUCACCCGCCUGACGGAUCCGUUCUUCGUGUUGAGAUUCUGGAUGCCGCGUGGGGACACGAGUGCUGACGGUCACGUGACUCUCGCACUGCAUGAUGGGACAUACGUAGGUGGCUAUUGGAUGGAUGGUGUUUUCACAAAAAGCGAAAGUUACAACGAUGAUGUCAAGCGAGUAGGGUGUAACCCAAAUCUGACUCUGAAACUAUUUUACAAAACACAUCUCCCUAACGAUGCUGCUGUGAAAGUGUGGACGAAAAACACGCUCUUUGGUCUCCUGCUGGACCCGGAAGUCACGUGUUCGUCUAUUGUAUAUAGUGCCCUGCUCAUAGGUGGCGCUUCACUCGAUGGGAUGAACUUUGCUGACGUGACUCCUCCUGUUUUGAGGGAAUUGGUAUUUGGCAUGGUACGGAAUCAAGUCAUGGACCCCGAAGUGGACUGAAAAUGGACGCAAGUGACAACCCCGUGUUCUGAAGCUGAGCCCUAUCGUGCAAUUAGUGUGUAUAGUGUCUUCCGA
Molecule: messenger RNA, 690 nt
Organism: Haliotis rubra (blacklip abalone)
Lineage: Eukaryota; Metazoa; Mollusca; Gastropoda; Lepetellida; Haliotidae
Exons: 2
Coding region: 130-615 (161 amino acids)
Source: RefSeq, a predicted model, not a curated record